GGCGUAAUUUGUUGAAGGCAAAUGCCAAAUAUAGCGCGGAAGGCAACGAACUCUUCCGACCUCACGUCGCUUCUUCCCUCUUCCCUCAGUCCCGCGCACAUAGUACACCCACGCGCAACGCCCACGCUCGCACAGAUCCGAACUCCGCGUUGGCCUUCCUUCUCCUUUGGUGUCAUCGUCCAUCCAAGCCGAUCACACACAGGAAUCGCGAAGGACCGGAGGCACACAGGACACAAACCUUUCGGCCGGGGGGUAAAUCCAUUCAAUCUCGCUCGAUCGAGAGGGAACCAAGCUAGCAGUCUCGAUCACACACAGGAAUAAUCACGUCGAUCGGUUGAGUUUGCAGCCAACAAGCAGACAAGAUGAACGAUGCCGACGUCGGGAAGCAGGUGCAGCAGAUGGUCCGGUUCAUCCUGCAGGAGGCCGACGAGAAAGCCAGCGAGAUCACUGUUGCCGCCGAGGAGGAGUUCAGCAUCGAGAAGCUGCAGCUGGUGGAGUCGGAGAAACGUAGGGUGAGGCAGGAGUACGAGCGCAAGGAGAAGCAGGUGGACGUCCGCAGGAAGAUCGAGUACUCGACGCAGCUGAACGUGGCGCGCAUCAAGCUGCUGCAGGCGCAGGACGACGUGGUCACCGGGAUGAAGGAGAGCGCCGGCGACGCGCUGCUCCGCGUCACCAAGGACGCCAACGCCUACAAGAGGGUCCUCAAGGGCCUCAUCGUGCAGAGCCUGCUUCGCCUGAGGGAGCCGGCGCUGGUGCUGCGGUGCCGAGAGGCGGACCGGAGCCUGGUGGAGGCGGUGCUGGAGGUGGCCAAGAAGGAGUACGCCGAGAAGGCCAAGGUCAACCUCCCCAAGGUCAUCAUCGACGGCAAGGUCUACCUCCCGCCGCAGAGGACCAGCCGCGACGCGCACGGGCCGUUCUGCUCCGGCGGCGUGGUGCUCGCGUCCCAGGACGGCAAGAUCGUCUGCGACAACACGCUGGACGCCAGGCUCAGCGUCUCCUUCAGGCAAAAGCUUCCUGAGAUCAGGAAGAAACUCUUCAGCGGCCAAGGAUAUCUUGAAUGACUGCCAUAGUGCUCAACAACUGAUCGAGAUCUGCUGCUUCUUUUUUCCCUUCGAGACAGUAAAUCUCCUUUUUUCUGAAGUGUAGCAUGUUGCAAAAAAGUUGUAAUGUUUCACUGAGAACACAAGAAAGUUAAUGUUUCAUUGAGAAGAAGUUGCAAACAUUUUAUAUUUUA
Sorghum bicolor (sorghum) is the source of this 1234-nucleotide messenger RNA. Its product is annotated as V-type proton ATPase subunit E. NCBI's taxonomy places the organism in Eukaryota, Viridiplantae, Streptophyta, Magnoliopsida, Poales, Poaceae. The coding region runs from base 363 to 1061 and encodes 232 amino acids. Gene Ontology annotation, molecular function: proton-transporting ATPase activity, rotational mechanism. Gene Ontology annotation, cellular component: proton-transporting two-sector ATPase complex, catalytic domain. Gene Ontology annotation, biological process: proton transmembrane transport. The record is from RefSeq and is a predicted model, not a curated record. The transcript is spliced from 7 exons.